CGUAUGCUAUACAGUAUACAGUGUAUAGUACAGAGACCAUAAAAUGUUCAAGUUUUCAUUUAACUUUAGCGACUUUUGCAUACUCACAUCUGUUAAGUUUAGAUCGGGAAUAAUUUACGGUGUUUCACUGAAAUCAUGAUAAUUUUUUAGUUAUAAUUAUCACCGUAUAGUUCACAGUGAUUAAGGAUGCUCAGUGUGCAUCCGCGUGGUCUCUACCGUUGGAAUACGGUUGAUAUUCAAGGCCAAGAUGGAUUAUUCCAGCACGGCCGUGUGGUGAACGUGGUGUUUGAAGGUCUCGUGGUGGACUUUGACUGUCCCGGUCGACGGACGGAGCUGGUUUCUUUUGACGCGGCCUUUCACUGUUAUCGCGUGGGGGAGUACAUCCCGGGAGAUUAUCACAGCUGGUUAUACCGGUCGCCGACCGCAGUGCCAGUCAUUCCCCUCCCAGACGUUGAGAUUCUCGCGCGCGUGUCCCCCGAACAGCCGUGGAAAUGGUAUCCGGCGCGGUUAUCACGCAAGGAUGUUUUUUGGCGGCAGUAUGUGUUUGUGGAGAUCACCCUGGAUGAUACCGUGUUCCAGAAACUGGUUGGUUUGCACUGCGUGCGGGUUGUGUCAAGGCGGAGAUCGGUAAAGCCGGGGGAUUUCAUCGUUUCCUCAUUUACUGACACUUUUUGGGGCACGGGCAAUGCCCAAAUGCUGUUGAGUUUGUGGAAGGAGAGCCUGCAGAGGAUGGGCAUGGAACACGCUGCGGAUUCCCAUCCGCAUAUUUAUCCCGUGGGCUUCAGUACCGGAAAGCUGAUGUACUUGCAACCGGCCCACCAAAAGUUACUUGGAAUACUGGAAAUGGGUAAACUUAUCGUUGACGUCAAGAGGGCAAUGCAGUUGCGUAUAUCCACGGGAUGGACAUUUGGCGGUACCCACUGGAUUCCGGCCGCGAUUAUUUCCAACCACAUUAAUCGACAGUCGCCAGAUUCGCUGGCUUGGUUGCCGGCGAAUCUUCUCCAAGAAACUUUCCAGUAUUUGGACAGUAUUAAUCGCAUACAAUGUCGUCGGGUUUGUGCGGUGUGGGAUACCAUGGCCACAACCGGCGCCAACAACAACGAAGUGUGGGUGACCUUCACGACCGCCGAUUUGCGCUACGACAAAGAUUCGCUCGGUACCCAGCACGAAAAAUGGCGGCGUUCUGCGUACAUGGUUGGCUUGUGCUUGUGGAAAACUGUCACGGCAACAACGAAAUGGGUGAUUAUUACGAAUGCCAUGGAGGCGGCUGAUAUUCACUGGAGCCACUGUCCAUUUCUGGGAGACUGUCUGCGUGUAAUCGAAUUGGCUCGCCAAGAACAAUCGCAAAGCAGCCAGAAAGUGAAGCUUAUUCUGCAUCGAUUUCACUGGCGUCUGCAAGUGAUGUUGCACAUGCGUGCAUUAUCUUCGGCCGGUGCGGAUGCGGCGGCGGUCGUCCAGUCACUGACGUGGACAGACUGCAGGUGUACCGUGGGUAAUGAAGCUCCCGGUCAGCUUCUCCGCGGCGCACCCAUUGCAUCGGGCACUCUUGAGGUUGAUGCCGAUCGUCCAGAAUUUCUUCUCAAGUUGUAUUCCUUUCUGAAAAGCCAUCUCCCGGUCAGGGAAACGGAUUUCGCGACACUCCUUCCAUUUGCUGGGUAUCCGUAUUACUACGAGUAG
This is a messenger RNA of Paramacrobiotus metropolitanus, 1677 nucleotides long. RefSeq lists its product as uncharacterized. Gene Ontology annotation, molecular function: protein binding. NCBI's taxonomy places the organism in Eukaryota, Metazoa, Tardigrada, Eutardigrada, Parachela, Macrobiotidae. The record is from RefSeq and is a predicted model, not a curated record. Bases 187 to 1677 code for a protein of 496 amino acids. The transcript has 2 exons.